CACCAUUAAUCAUUUACUGAAAAAACUCAGAGCGCUUCAGAACAAAAUCAGAAAGGAACAAAAAAAGUCAGAGCUUUUCAGAAGAAAGUUAGAAAGGAACAAAGAAAAAAAAAAUGAAGCGUACCCGUCGCCCAAAUAACGCUGGAAACAAGCAAUUCGUUUCCGGUGGCGUUUAUCGCACAAAAAUGAUAAUGUGUGUAUUCAGCCCAAUUGUGAAUUCAUUUGCAGUAGCCACUAUAAGCGGGUUAAUCGAAAGUGCAGACCGUUGUCCGACACCCGGCAGGCAGCAUACCCCACCCCCACCCUUAUCACUUUCAACCCAUCGUCAACCCCAUUUCGCCAUCAAUGCAUACACAGAAACUAUCUCAUUUAAUCCUAUGAACGCCUUAUCGAACAACCCAAAAAUGGCCAGCACACGAAUUAUUAUUCGUUUAUAGCUGGACUUGCGAUUUUCCCCAACUUUAAUGGCUACUGAAAAUGCAUUCACUUGAAAUUGUAACUAAAAUUAUUAGUUUUGCGUCAGAUAGCAAUGCCCAUUCUCUUCACCGAAAGUGUCUCCGAACCGAGAAGCCGGCUAUAGACACAGGCCAAGGACCCAAAGAUCCCACCGGUGCUCCGCGUCGCUGGCGAGGAGUGACUGGUCUGUCGGAUCUCGCGGUUCUCGGCCGGGGGCGACUGAUCCACCGUUGCUGGGCACGUGGUUCGGACUCCGCUGGCUCUUAGCUACGGUUCGGUGCACUCGGGUCGCAGGAAUGGCCAUGGCUAGUUCCUGAACUAUGGUUUUUAGUAGAUUAACCAGCCAACCAGACAGCCUGACAGCCCCUGACGCUUCCGUUUAUGAUGAAACUCGAUGGGUUCCGUUGGCAAAGCCACAACAUUUUUUUUUUAAAUAUAUAUCCAAUCCGAAUGCCAACGCCCAGCCGUUGAUCCAGCCUCCAUUGCAGGCCGCUAAUGUGGUCCAGAAUCAGCCACAAGCCGCUCCCCAGCCGGCACCGGCACCGGUUGCAGCUCCUGCUCCCGUUCAGCAGCAGCCACAGAAGAAGCCCGAUGGAGCCGCUAUUGCGGCCAAGCUGCCCAUGCCAAUACUGGUAAAGAUAGAGCCCCUCGAUGUGGAGGCGGAGCCGGAGCCGAUGCAGGAUUCAUCUCAAGAAACCGACACCGACCGGGAUGUGACUAUUGAUUUGAGUGAGGAGAAUGUAUCUGGAGGCAAGAUUCCAUUCAAGAAGAUCUUCCAGAAGCGCAAAAAGUCAUCGGAGCGCACUCGGGAUAAGAAGCAGCGCCAGAACCGUCAGCUUCGCAAGUCGAUGCUUCCCAAGAACGCUCUAAUGGCCCUCAAUGAAGUCAAGGGCGUGACUAUCAGUGAUUUCACCAUUGACAGCAAUGCCGAUGGGGGAUUCACUGCCAUAGUGACAGUAAACUCUAACCAGUACGAGGGCAAGGGACUCUCCAAGAUGUCCGCCAAGAACGCUGCUUGCGAGAAGGCUUGGCGUGAUUUUAUUAUUGCCAAAAUGACUCCGAAACCCCCUCGCUCUCAGCCGAACGAGUCAGACAACGGCGACGAGGCAAUGGAUACUAACGAGGACGAGGCGGAGUCGCCGGAGGAUGAUCUACCCAUGCUUAAUCUGGCCUCGUUUGCCAUCUACAAACUGUUUGCUGAGUGGGAGCGCGAGGGUUUUGUAGUUCCUGAGAUGCACCCCAACUCGGCCCAAAACCCGAAUGCUUCUGGUGGCGGGGAUGCUGCUCCAGCCGCGCCAGCUGCUCCCAAAGAGCCAAAGAAGCCGCCAAUUCGCAGCGAUUUGCCGCCCAACUGGCAGACUAUGCAUCCGGCAACUAUUUUGUGCAUUAUGCGUCCUGGUAUUACCUAUGUGGACUACGGAACCUCUGGCGAGAAGCCAAAUGUUGUCCAGCACUUGGGCAUAGUGGUUGAUGAUCAGGAGUUCACCGCUAGCGGCCGUUCGAAGAAGAUUGCUCGCCGCAAUGUGGCCGUUAAUGUGUGCAAUACAUUGUUUGGAACCAACUUCACCUACGAGAACACCGCUUAAAGAACCCAAGGAACAAGGAUUAACAACUCUGCUAGCAACUAUACCCUUCUUAACGGCCUAUGGUCAUAGGCGCUAUAAUACGCACGCUUAGAAAUAAACCGUCAUAAACGGACCUAGAGAUAUUUAAUGUUGUUGUGAAA
Drosophila bipectinata is the source of this 2182-nucleotide messenger RNA. The record is from RefSeq and is a predicted model, not a curated record. Lineage: Eukaryota; Metazoa; Arthropoda; Insecta; Diptera; Drosophilidae.